Messenger RNA from Microthlaspi erraticum, 6201 nucleotides. The record is from the annotation of a GenBank genome assembly. NCBI's taxonomy places the organism in Eukaryota, Viridiplantae, Streptophyta, Magnoliopsida, Brassicales, Brassicaceae.
AUGCCCUUGUUUAUGCCAGACGAGGAGCUGGCGCGGCUAUCUAGCGACGCCGCGUCGGUGGUAGCUGAGAGAGCCGACGAGUAUAUACGGAAGCUGUACGCCGAGUUGGAUAGUGUUCGUGCGAAGGCUGACGCUGCCUCCAUUACGGCGGAGCAGACGUGUUCGCUUCUCGAGCAGAAGUACCUCUCCCUCACUCAGGAUUUCUCCUUGCUUGAAUCCCAGAAUGCGCAGCUCCAGUCUGAUUUCGAUGAUCGACUAGCUGAGCUCGCACAAUCUCAGGCGCAGAAGCAUCAGCUUCAUUUGCAAUCGAUUGAGAAGGAUGGAGAGGUAGAGAGACUGACUACAGAGAUGUCAGAGCUGCAUAAGUCCAAGAGGCAACUCAUGGAGUUGUUGGAGCAUAAAGAUUCUGAAAUUAGCGAGAAGAACUCCAUAAUCAAGAGCUAUUUAGAGAAAAUUGUUAAGCUGACAGACGCUAGUUCGGAAAAGGAGUCUCGACUUGCUGAAGCUGGUGCAGAAUUGGCACGUUCCCAAGCUAUGUGCAGUCGUUUAUCUCAGGAGAAAGAACUCAUGGAAAGGCAUACCAAAUGGCUUGAUGAGGAGUUGACAGCCAAAGUUGACAGUUAUGCUGAACUCCGUAGAAGGCAUUCUGAUCUUGAGGCUGAAAUGUCAGCGAAGCUCGUGGAUGUUGAGAAAAAUUAUAAUGAGUGCUCUAGCUCGUUAAAUUGGCAUAAGGAAAGAUUGAGAGAGCUCGAAACGCAGAUUACUUCUUUGCAAGAGGAACUCAGCUCGUGCAAAGAUGCAGCAACGGCCACUGAAGAGCAAUACAAUGCUGAACUUUUCACUGCAAACAAGCUUGUUGAGCUGUACAAGGAAAGUUCGGAGGAAUGGUCUAGAAAGGCUGGGGAACUUGAGGGUGUCAUUAAGGCCUUAGAGGCACGCUUGGGCCAAGUCGAGAGUAGUUACAAAGAUAAAUUUGAGAAAGAAGUGUCUACAAACCAGCAGUUAGAGAAGGAGAAUGAAGACCUUAAACAAAAACUUGAGAAGUGUGAAGCAGAACUCGAGAAAACUAGGAAAUCAGAUGAGCUAAGGCUUAUACCUUUCAGCAGUUUCACAAGAGGGGUUGACGAUUCUGGGACCAGCAGCACGAUAGAGGAAAGCCUGGAAAUAAUUUCGAAGGUUCCUGCUGGUGUGUCAGGAACAGCGCUAGCUGCUUCACUCUUACGUGAUGGAUGGAGUCUGGCCAAAAUUUAUGAGAAGUAUCAAGAGGCUGUUGAUGCCAUGAGGCAUGAGCAAUUAGGUCGAAAGGAAGCUGAGUUGAUACUACAACGGGUUUUAUCCGAAUUAGAAGAGAAAGUGGGGUUCAUCCAAGAGGAAAGGGGUGAGUAUGAGCGGAUGGUUGAAGCUUAUUCUCUAGUCAAUCAAAAACUUCAGGAUUCUGUAUCUGAACAAUCAAAUAUGGAGAAGUUCAUCAUGGAGCUAAAGGCUGACUUGAGGAGAAGGGAACGUGAGAAUAUUUUAUCACAGAAAGAUAUAUCUGAUCUACAGAAGCAGGUUACGAUACUUUUGAAAGAGUGUCGUGAUGUCCAACUUCGCUGUGGAGCUGCCAGGGAUGAUGAAGAAGAUGAUCCUCAGCUUUCUGAUGUUGAGAUGGAUAUGGAAUCUGAAGCUGAUAAAAUCAUUUCUGAGCAUCUUUUGAAGUUUAAAGAUAUAAAUGGACUAGUUGAGCAGAAUGUUAAGCUCAGGAGUCUUGUUCGUAGUCUCUCAGAGCAGAUUGAAAGUAGGGAAAUGGAACUGAAGGAAAAGUUUGAGAUAGACCUGAAGAAAAAAACCGAUGAAGCUUCUUCCAAAGUAGCUAUCGUGCUUAAAAGAGCUGAAGAGCAGGGACACAUGAUUGAAUCACUGCACGCAUCUGUUGCAAUGUACAAACGAUUAUAUGAAGAGGAACAGAAGCUUAAUUCAUCUUAUUCUCGUUCUCCAGAUUUGCCUCCUGUGCCGGGAAGGACGAGCUUUUUACAUCUGCUUGAGGAUUCGCAGGAAGCUACUAAAAGAGCCCAAGAAAAAGCUUUUGAACGUGUCCGAAGUCUCGAAGAAGAUUUAGCCAAGGCUAGGAGUGAGAUAAUUGCGAUAAGGUCUGAACGGGAUAAGUUGGCCAUGGAGGCAAAUUUUGCGAGGGAAAAACUUGAGGGCAUAAUGAAAGAAUCUGAACGCAAGAGAGAAGAAAUGAACAGUGUCUUGGCAAGAAACAUAGAGUUCUCGCACCUGAUCAUCGACCACCAACGGAAGUUACGUGAGAGUUCCGAGUCUUUGCACGCAGCCGAAGAGAUUUCUAGAAAAUUAUCGAUGGAGGUCUCGGUUCUAAAACAAGAAAAAGAGGUGUUAUCAAAUGCUGAAAAAAGAGCUUCUGAUGAAGUUUCUGCCCUAUCUCAGAGAGUUUAUCGACUUCAGGCUACCUUGGAUACUAUACAGAGUACAGAGGAGGUUCGCGAGGAAGCAAGAGCUACCGAGAGAAGGAAACAAGAGGAGCAUAUCAAGAAACUUGAGAAAGAAUGGGCUGAAGCUAAAACAGAAUUGCAAGAAGAAAGGAAUAAUGCACGGCAUAGCACUUCCGACCAUAAUCAAACCUUGAACAAUGCUGUAAUGCAGGUAGAAGAAAUGGGUAAAGAAUUGGCUAAUGCCAUGAAGGCUGUCUCGGCAGCAGAGUCCAGGGCUUCUGUGGCUGAGGCUAGACUUUCUGAUUUGGAGAAGAAGAUAAGAUCUUCAGAUCCCAAGGCUCUUGAUACGGACAGUGGUGGAGUUGUCUCUCUUUCGGAUAAUGAGAUGUCCGUAGAACUACGUACUGCAAAGGAAGAAAUUGAAAAAUUAAGGGGAGAAGUAGAAUCUAGCAAGAACCACAUGCUUCAGUACAAGAGUAUAGCUCAGGUGAAUGAAACUGCGUUAACGCAGAUGGAAUCUGCCCAUGAGAACUUCAGACUUGAGGCUGAAAAGAGACAAAGAUCGUUGGACGCAGAGCUUGUUUCUCUUAGGGAGAGGGUGACAGAACUUGAAAACGACUGUAUACAGAAAUCUGAGCAAAUAGCCACUGCUGCUGCAGGAAAAGCUGAGGCUCUUGUAUCAGCAUCAGAUGAAAUUGCAAGUCUGAGAGAAGAAAGCUUGGUUAAAAGUUCUCAAAUCGAAGCAAUGAAUAUCCAAAUGUCCGCUUUGAAGAAUGACCUGGAGACGGAACAUGAGAAAUGGCGUGUUGCUCAGAGAAAUUAUGAAAGACAGGUUAUAUUGCAGUCUGAAACUAUUCAAGAACUGACGAAAACAUCACAAGCUUUGGCAACCCUUCAAGAUGAGGCAUCUGAACUACGUAGAUUAGCUGAUGCAAGGGGAAUGGAAAAUUCCGAGAUUAAAUCCAAGUGGAGUGAAGAGAAACUUCAGCUAGAGCAGCUAAAGAAUCUAGCGGAGAAGAAGUAUCAUGAACUCAAUGAACAGAACAAAGUACUUCAUAGCCGACUUGAGGCUAUGCAUCUUCACUCGGCCGAGAAAGAUAGCCGUUCUGGAAUAGUAUCAUCUGGAAGCACCGACUCGGAUCAACUUGGAGAUUCUGGUUUGCAAAGUGUAGUAAAUUACUUACGCAGAACAAAGGAAAUAGCUGAAACAGAGAUAUCACUGAUGAGACAAGAGAAAUUACGGUUGCAAUCGCAACUUGAGACUGCCGUGAAGAUGGCAGAAUCUGCCCGGGGAUCACUUAAUGCUGAGCGGGCCAGUACAAGGGCCUCAUUAUUGACUGAGGAUGAAAUCAAAUCUCUUCAGCAUCAGGUUAGUGAGAUGAACUUGCUCCGUGAAAGCAACAUGCAACUCAGGGAGGAAAACAAACACAAUUUUGAGGAGUGCCAGAGAUUGCGUGAGGUAGCUCAAAAGGCUAAGACGGAAUCUGAAAACUCGGAAAAUCUAAUGAAGCAAAAGCAAACCGAGUUAGACUUGUGUAUGAAAGAGAUGGAAAAGCUAAGGAUGGAGACAGAUCUUCAAAAAAAGAGGGUUGAUGAGUUGCGGGAGACGUAUAGAAACAUUGAUGUUGCUGACUACAAUCGCCUCAAAGAUGAAGUGCGGCAACUAGAGGAGAAACUGAAAGCGAAGGACGCUCAUGUUGAAGAUUUCAAGAAGGUUCUUUUAGAAAAGCAGAAUAAGAUAUCACAACUAGAGAAGGAGCUAACAAACUGCAAAAAAGAACUGAGUGAGAGGGAGAAGAAGUUUGACGUUGCUCAGCAAGAACAGGCUACUAUGAAGUCAGAUAUUGAGAAGCUGAAUGCAGAGAUCCAUAAGCAUAAAUCAGAUUCUGAUAAGUUCAGGAAAUUAUUUGCUAACAUGAAGAAAAAGUACGAGGAAGCCAAAGAGGCUGGAAAGAAAACAACAACUGAUGCUAUGGUGGAGCAAGCCGUUAAGGAGAAAGAUGAAAAAGAACAAAAAAUUCAGAUUUUGGAUAAGUAUGUUCAUACUCUGAAAGACGAGAUGAGGAGGAAAGACGAAGAAAUUAAGAAAAGGGAUGAGGAAUUAACCAAAGAGAAAACAGAACGCAAGUCUGCUGAGAAGGUAGUUGGAGACACCUUGACCACAGUUAAAAAGGAGAAAACAAAAGUGGAAGAAGAGCUUGUUAAGCUCGAGAGGUAUCAGACAGCCUUGGCUCAUCUCUCUGAAGAACUGGACAAAUUGAAGCAAGCGGAUAACAAUCUUCCUGAGGGUACUUCAGCUGUCCAGGCUCUCUCUGGAAGCAUAUUGAAUGACCAAGCAGCCGCCUACGUAUCAGCUGUAGACUACUUCGAACGCAUGGCUCGUACUAUUGUCCUCAAUUCUCAAGGCAGCUCGAAAUCUACCGAUAUGGUGACUGAACCUUCCUCUGGUACAGCUGAGCCUUCAACCAUUACGAGAGCCUCUCCUUCUGUGCCUUCAAAAGCCCCAGUGGCAACUACCCAGCAGCCACCCAAGGCAUCAUCUGAGGUUAACAAAGAGAAGAGAUUGAGUUUACAGAAACCAAGCGUUGAGCAGAUCCGCAGACCGAGCAGAAGGAUUAUUCGUCCCCAAUUUGUCAAACCAGAACCUCCCCAAAGUGAUGUUGAGAUGCCAGAGGCUGAGGGAGCUGGUGAUGAAGGGAAACAACCUUCCUCCCAUGUAGCAGAGAGCAAAGCAACCACGAUUGUACCACCUGCUCAAACACAUGUCCGUAAACGCCAGGCUGAUUUGUUGGCCUCUGAGCCACAGCAAGCGACUGAAGCGGGAACCAGUUCUGAGACUGCACCACCGGCGUCGAAGAAGUUGAAAGGAUCCGAGUCACAACCUGAUUCUGCCGAAGGUGAAAACCUCUCUAAAGAGCCAGCCGUUGAUGAAGCCAUGGAUGCUACGACUGCUGCUGAUGGUGACAAUGAAGAAAUCGAAGCCGAGACUGUGGAGGAGGAAGCUGAUGAAUCAGUUGAAGCACAACAAGAGAACGAAGCUGAAGUACAGGACAAAGCUGAUGAGCCAGUGGAAGAAAACCCCACUGAGACAGAAACCAUCCCUACUGAAGAAGAGGAUCAGACCGAGCAAGAGAAUCAAGAUCUUCUGACAGACGUGGAGUUCGAUAAAGAAGAAGGAGAGCUCGACCUCGAUACAUUGGAAGAUCUCGACGAGGCUACAGAUGGAGCUACCACGAUAAGGAGUCCAGAGAUGGGAGAAAUGCAGCCUGAGACGGUCGCUACACCCACGCAGUCACCUAGUAGGAUGGAGGCAACAAUGGAGGAAGCUGAAACAACCAUUGAACCACCACUAGAAGAUGUAAAGAACGAUGAAGGAGGCGAUGUAGCUGCUGAAGAAGCCGCUGAUAAACCCAACAAUGGUAACGAACAACAACAACAAGCAGCAGAAACCGAAAUCAAGCCAGAGACAACAGUAGCUGCUUCUUCCUCUACUACUCCAGCUUCUGCUGCUUCCCCAAGCGAAACUCCAGAAACCGAAGAAACAAAAAGAGCAGCGUCGCCAAGUGGAACUGUUGUGGUACUCGCAGAUAAAGCAAAAGAGAAUUCAGCCAAGAGACUAAGAGGAGCCUCUCUAGCAGCCGCUCGAGCUCCUUUGCAACCUACCCGAGGUCGCGGCCGAGUUGUAAACAUUCGAGGCGGUGGCAGACUGGUGCCUCGUGGUGGUCGAGCCCCUCGUGGUGGACGUGGAAAUUCCCCGAGCCAGCCUUGA